Messenger RNA from Dissoconium aciculare CBS 342.82, 1803 nucleotides. RefSeq names its product dihydroxy-acid and 6-phosphogluconate dehydratase. NCBI's taxonomy places the organism in Eukaryota, Fungi, Ascomycota, Dothideomycetes, Mycosphaerellales, Dissoconiaceae. The coding region runs from base 1 to 1803 and encodes 600 amino acids. Gene Ontology annotation, molecular function: dihydroxy-acid dehydratase activity. The record is from RefSeq and is a predicted model, not a curated record. Gene Ontology annotation, biological process: branched-chain amino acid biosynthetic process. The transcript has a single exon. Gene Ontology annotation, cellular component: mitochondrion.
AUGGAUCCGCGCAAUUCAGAGAAGCCAUCCUCCCCGAUAGAGCCGCGAUACCUGAACUUCAAACAUUCACAACCAGGUUCUGGUCUCAACAGAUAUUCCUCAACAUUGACUCGCGAACAUGACUUUCCUGCUGCACAGGCAAUGCUGUAUGCUGCCGGUGUUCCGAAUGAAAAUGCGCUCAAGAAUUUUCCACAUGUAGGCAUUGCGAGCGUAUGGUGGGAAGGAAACCCGUGCAAUAUGCACCUCCUAGAUCUCGGCAAGGAGGUCAAGAAAGCAGUCGAGAAGCAAGACAUGUUCGGCUGGCAAUACAACACAAUCGGCGUGAGCGAUGGUAUUACCAUGGGAGGUGAAGGCAUGCGCUUCUCACUGCAGACCAGGGAAAUUAUAGCAGAUUCUGUUGAGACGGUCACGUGUGCACAACAUCACGAUGCGUGUAUCGCAAUACCGGGUUGUGACAAGAACAUGCCAGGCGUCGUCAUGGGCAUGGCGAGGCACAACCGCCCUUCGAUCAUGAUAUAUGGAGGUUCGAUUCAGCCAGGCUAUUCGAAGGUGCUCCAGAAGCCCAUCAACGUCAGCACUACCUUCGAAGUACAUGGAGCAUUCUUGUUCGACACUCUGCGUAACCCCAACGAUCCGAGCCAGACCAAGGAAGAGAUUCUGACGGACAUCGAGAGGAAUGCUUGUCCAGGCCAGGGUGCUUGUGGAGGCAUGUAUACCGCGAACACGCUUGCCACUGCCAUUGAAACAUUGGGCUUGUCAUUACCGGGCUCGUCAUCCACACCGGCAUCAAGUCCUGUGAAGAUGCGAGAAUGCCAGAAGGCUGCCGAGGCGAUCAAGGUGUGCAUGGAAAAGAACAUUCUACCUCGCGAUUGCUUGACCAAGGCCUCCUUCGAAAAUGCCCUGGUUAUGAUGAUGGCGCUCGGUGGCUCGACCAACGGCGUACUUCACUUGCUUGCAAUGGCAGGUACAGCUGAAGUCGAUCUUACGCUCGAUGACUUCCAGAGGGUCAGCGACAAGGUCCCCUUCAUCGCAGAUAUGGCGCCUAGCGGGAAACAUCUUAUGGUUGACCUCUACGAUGUUGGUGGAGUACCUUCCGUGCAGAAACUGCUCAUCGCGGCUGGUCUGCUUGAUGGCAGCACUAUCACGGUGACCGGAAAGACGCUCGCCGAGAAUGUUGAAAGCUGGCCAUCUCUUAAACAAGGUCAGGAGAUAAUCCGAAGCCUCGACAACCCCAUCAAAGCCACCGGUCACUUGGAAAUUCUCUAUGGCAACCUUGCGCCCAACGGAGCUGUUGCCAAAAUCACCGGCAAGGAGGGCAUGCUCUUCAAGGGCAAAGCCCGCGUGUUCGAUAAAGAGCACGAGCUGGAUGCGGCAUUAAACCGAGGAGAAAUUCCUCGUACCGAAAACCUUGUCCUCAUCGUCAGAUAUGAGGGUCCCAAAGGCGGUCCAGGCAUGCCAGAGCAACUGCGCGCCUCGGGAGCAAUCAUGGGAGCAGGCCUGAAGAACGUCGCACUCAUCACCGAUGGUCGCUACUCCGGCGCCUCGCACGGCUUUAUCGUCGGUCACAUCUCCCCGGAAGCUGCCGUCGGUGGUCCGAUCGCGUUGGUACAGGACGGCGACAUGGUCACGAUUGAUGCUGAGAGUAAACGCAUCGAUAUGGACGUUGACGAGACGGAGAUUGCACGGCGCAGAAGUGAAUGGAAGGCCCCGAAGCCGACGGUGACGCGUGGUGUGUUGGCGAAGUAUGCGCGUCUGGUUGGCGACGCGAGUAAAGGCGCUUUGACGGAUGUUUUUGAAUUUUGA